AUGAGUACCGAUCCUCAAUCAACUCGGGAGCCAGCAUCUGGUCCGAGAUCCGGUCCCUCCUUCCUACCUACAAAUACCAUCCGUACAAAUAACCUCAAUGGUUCCGAAGGCGAAGGGCCAUUCAGCAGCCACAAUCCCCAAGAGUCGACGGUUACGACACCUCGACCUAAUACCGCACCCAAUACCCAACCUCGGCCGAUGCAUGGAUCGGAAGAUGCAACAACUCCUACAACAGUCUCAUUCAGACCAGUCUCAGAUGCGCUUGCCAAUCAAAGACCCCUCCCACAAGCCCCGUUCGAUGUCGCCGCGACCAUUCCAGAAACCGUGGCAGGUUUGACAGCCAUGAACAGAAAUAAUUCGACGAGGUCAAAUAAUUCUAUUGGGUCUGAGGAUGUUGAUAUGGACAAAUCCGAUGCUGCUAGUUCCAAUGGCAAUAGCCCAAGACCGCACAAGAAGAAGAAGAGUCAGAAAUUCUAUUGCACGGAUUAUCCGCCAUGUAACCUCAACUUUACCAGAACAGAGCAUUUGCAGCGUCAUAUAAGAAAACACACAGGAGAACGUCCCUACGAAUGCUUUUGUGGACGUUACUUCUCUCGAAGAGACAAUUUACGCCAACAUGCUCAAACGGUACAUCAAAAGGAGGAAAUCCCCCCAGGAUCGUUGGCAGCCACUAGUACAAGAUUUCCCAGACAGCCUCGUACAGAUAGAUCUAAGCCCCCUGGCAGACAACGAGCUGCUACAGUGAGCGAACAGGUACCAUCAUAUCGUGGUCAUCAUCGAAAUUCCUACUCCACUUCCAGCAUAAUGUCGAAUAUGUCGCACGCAUCGAGUUAUAGUCAAGCACACAAUCUCAGACGCCCACUUGCUCUACAAAUGCCUAGCCCCUUAACAAGACGCCCAAGUUCACCUGGAGGUUACAGUACGCCCACCUCUGCUACUUUCUCAACUGGUCAAAAUAGUCCGCGAUGGCCAGCGCUCGGGUUUCAAUCAUCUCCUGGUCCAGGCGUAGGUGUACAAAUACCAGCUGGUCGCAUUUAUGACGGACAUCAUACGCCUGGUCGAAGAUUGUCUACACCCUCGGCAGCAAAUCCGUUUUCCCCUACUGGUCCCGCUUCCAACCCUUUUGGCACGUCAUCAAAUUUCUCUGCAGCGGCACCCUAUUCGCCAAGUUUAGUUUCAAGCCCUACAAACUCGACAUUCAACAAUGGUGGACAAUCGAUGGCUGCCCACCAUUCAGAUAUGGAUAAUAGAAGGAGAACCUGGCACCAAGGAACCAAUGCGGCUACACUAGCAUCAUUCACCACCAGACUGCAUAGUGUUAUGAACGCAAACCAUUACGCUGAUGGUCCUAUACCUGAACCGGCCGCGAUUCUUCGCAGUAAUGCCCCUCCGCAAGAACAUGCAAGACUUCCUGGUAUCUCAAGCUUGUUGCCUGGUAGAGGAGAAUCUCCUCCACCUCGCCGUAGUCGAGACCAAAUGAUGAUUGACAGACCACAUUCUUAUCAUCAGCCAAGCAUUAGUAUGAAUGAGCGUCCAAGAGAAAAUAUUGUGGAUAGACCAGCGUCAUAUUAUCAGCCAACUUCUGACAUGUCUAAUCGUGGUCCAAGUCAAAGAAUGAUCGAUAGACCACCUUACUAUCAGAACAAUACUUCCAUGUCUGAUGACCCUCGUCCGACUCAAAUGAUGACCGAUAGACCAAAUUCUUACCACCAGCCAAACCCGAUUGUGCCUGAACGUCGUCCAAGUCAAAUUAUGACUGAUAGAUCAAGCUCUUAUUAUCAACCAAGACAUUCCAUAUCAGAAUCGGUCUCCUAUUCUAACCCAAGACCAAUGCCUUCCAGAGACCGACCUCUUAGCUCUCAUCUUGAUCGACAAUUUACACAACUCGAAAUUCACGGCCCACCACAUGCGGAUGCUGCGAGCUGGGCCAACGAGACAGCUCGUGCUGUUCAUGCAACUGCACAACAAUCACAGGCCAAUCAGCCAAGAGUAACGUUUGAGCAGCCAGCACUUGGCCCUCGAACAGGGGCAUCUUCGUCUUACCACCACAAGCAUACCGCUAGCCUACCUGUAAACAUGCACAGAUCAAACAGACGCGAUGGAUGGUACAACGGUCCAGUAGUAUACCAGCAGACUUCUGACAAUAGAUUCCAAGGAACAUCUCCGGAAGGAUCGACUGGCUCCGAAGGUGCAGCGCCUAUCACUCCACAAAGUGCCACCGCGACAGAUUAUAACCCUGCCGUUGUACGAUCCAAUGGAUAUCACGAGGAGCCUUCUCGAACAAUUCAGCCUCAACCACCAGCUGUUCACCACUACCACACACUAUCAAAUGGCAAUGAACAUUCUUACACACAUAAGCCCCCUACCUCAAGCCAAACUAUGUAUCCGCAAGUCCCUCAAUCAUCUACGCAACAUUAUCGCACUGAAGGAUUGGACGCUCUGGCAGCAGCCGCAACAAGUGGUCAGAUCAGUGUACACGACAAUGCAUUUUGA
This is a messenger RNA of Botrytis byssoidea, 2493 nucleotides long. RefSeq lists its product as uncharacterized. Bases 1 to 2493 code for a protein of 830 amino acids. Gene Ontology annotation, biological process: regulation of transcription by RNA polymerase II. Lineage: Eukaryota; Fungi; Ascomycota; Leotiomycetes; Helotiales; Sclerotiniaceae. The record is from RefSeq and is a predicted model, not a curated record. The transcript is spliced from 2 exons. Gene Ontology annotation, molecular function: DNA-binding transcription factor activity, RNA polymerase II-specific; RNA polymerase II cis-regulatory region sequence-specific DNA binding.